Molecule: messenger RNA, 5139 nt
Organism: Lodderomyces elongisporus
Lineage: Eukaryota; Fungi; Ascomycota; Pichiomycetes; Serinales; Debaryomycetaceae
Exons: 2
Coding region: 1-5139 (1712 amino acids)
Biological process (GO): Golgi to endosome transport
Cellular component (GO): trans-Golgi network; endosome
Source: RefSeq, a predicted model, not a curated record
AUGUAUCACCCUGAAACAAAUAAAACUGUGCUUCCAGUAAAGCAGGAAAUGUCUAGGUUACACAAUGAAGCUAAGGUCUCUGCAAAGGAUAAGAAGUAUAUUCAACAAGUGGAGAAAGUGCUAGCGACAUUUGAUACUCUUGACGAAUGGGCUGACUAUAUUGCAUUUUUGGCGAAAUUGCAAAAAGUUUUGCUUGGUCAUGUCGAGCAACUAGCUGCCAAUACUGAAUUUUAUGUCCCCAGGGGUCAUGAAGUAGCCCACUGUCUAGCAUUGUGCUUAUCUCCUAACCUUCCCAAUGGUGUUCACCAAAAGGCAUUGAGUAUAUACGAGCUUACUUUUCAAAAUCUUAGUUCAAAAAGAUUGAAUAUGGAGAUCAACAUCUGGCUCCCUGGCUUUCUUCCGUUACUUUCUUAUUCGUCUAUUCUGUUAAAACCAUUGCAAUUGGACGUUUUCAGAAAUGUAAUAUUUCCAAAACUUGACAAAAAUAAUGAGCGGGCGAUGACAAAGCCGAUCCUUCUUUCCUUCUUGGCUGCGCUUGAGGAUGAGACUUCGGAAGUAUUCGAGGAAGUAAUCAAAACUUUGGAGCUUUUCAAGAAACAAAUUGCUGACGAUUCUCAAUUCUGGCAUUGUCUCUUUUUAUGUAUCAUUACCAAUCCUGAGAGAAGAGUUGGUGCUUUGAAAUGGUGUGAACGGUUUUUGCCUGAUUUCACCAAUACAAAGGGGGAAGACGGUAUGCCUUUAGUAAGCGAAGAGGCUCUAAUGUGCCUUAAACCUGAACCUGGCCUUUUAGCCAGAGCACUUUCUGUUGGCAUUGAAAUCACGCUGUCAAGCGAAAUAAUUGUUAGUCGAGGCUUUUUCGAUGUCUUGUUAUCGCGAUUGCCUCUAGACAGUUAUAUUUUUGAAAGUAAAGUUCCAUCAAAUGAUAAAAAAUCAUUAAUCAUGGCAUGUUGCAAAUUGGUUUUGCGCAAGGAUAUGAGUUUAAACAGAAGAGUCUGGACUUAUUUUCUUGGACCCGAGCAUGAUGGAGACAAGAAGGGGAAAAAUCGACAAACUUAUUUCAAAAAGAAUGUACUACAAACUUUAGAAACAGGGCUAUUGGAAUUAAUUAACUCUGAUGCUACUUCUUUGCCUAGCUUAUCUACUUUGUCUACUACAUCCUCCUCCGCCUUUUCUUCGUCUACAAGAAUUGAAGGGUAUGCUAUAGCUGCUCAUUUGAUAAUGGAUAGAUGGGAAAUCAGUACCGAGCUCACACCAAAGAUAUUUUCUCCGUUAUUGAGGGUGGCUUUUCAGAGCAAGGAGCUAGUUGGCGUUAGGGAAAGUGCUACAACGUUUUUUGAUGAAACACAAUCAGCUUAUAUGUGGCGAGAGAUUGUUAAGGAACUUGCCGUUAAUGGACGCGAGCCUGAUUACAAUUUUAUAGAGUUUGCAAUGAGCAAUUUAAAUACUCAAGAGGAUGAAGACUUGAAAGUUCAUAUUCCCUUGGUAAUUUCUUGUUUGCUUCAAAGACAGUUUUUAAACAAUCAGAUGCGUGAAAUUUUGGAAAACCUUAUAAGUCAAGUUCCCGAAGAUGUUUUAAAGGAAAAUGAUGGUGAAUUUUCCAUUUCUGAUGAAGAUUUCAAAAAUGCAGUUUUAGAAUGGUACGAAUCGUAUGAUGAUAUAGAACAAGGAAACGAAAAUUCAAAGCCGUGCCCAUUCUCCCUCAAGCAAGUCUUGGCAUAUGUGAAGAUAAGACUAAAGAAGUUGCUUUUGGGCGAGACUGGAUACGCAAUUGCAAAUGAAAGAGCUUCGGAAUUACUAGCAACAAAACUUGGAAUUAUGUGUCAGGAACCAGAAAAAAAAGUGAUUUUAAUGACUAUUUUGGACAAAAUAAGCGGAUUGAAACCUGCACCACAGAAUGUCUCUACAGUAAUUGAGAUGUUUAAUUUUAUCAAUAGAAUUCUUGGGAGUCAAUUAUCAAAAUAUGCAGAUGCAAUCAAGAGAGAACAAUUUACUCGGCAAAUUCUUAUUCAUUUGUGGCAAUCGCUUAUUUCAACGAGUCCUGCAAUGUUCCAAGUCGAGUCGAUCAAAUGUUUGCUUGAUUUGCAACUCAUGAUAUCUUCUUUCGGAAAGAUUGAGGCAGGCUUAACGCAACUCUUUUUGGGAGCUUCGCCCAGUGAAAAGCUUGUUGUUUUUGAAACAAUCUGGUUACACACCUCAAGUGGUGGCGAGCUCGAUCAAGCAUUGCAACGUCAACUAGAGAUUCUUUUUGAUGUAAUGAAUAAAGAAAACCUUGCCUAUAGUAACAGCAAUAAAAUAGCAUUUGAGUUGAUGGUGGAGAGAAUAUUGCGAAACAAAUCUAAUAGAUUCUUCAAUCUUUUGAUCAGUCCAACACUUUUCUUUGAUUUUAUGGAUAAUUCGAGGAAUCAAAUUGCGAAAGGUGACGAUUUAUCUUUGUUUGCAUAUUAUUUGAGGAACAUUAAAGCUUGUAUCGACCAGAAUCCAAAGAUCAUUCGUGAAUACCUUGGCAAAGAUAAUAUCAGCUCGAACGAAAGGCUUGUCAAUCUGUGUUCAAUAAUCAAGACCAAUGGAUGGGAAAACUUGAGUUACAAAGGUUUACUUGUUGCGGAAUACAACAAUUUCAUAAACCUCGAUGUUAAAGUAUGUUCAACCUUGAAUAGACAAGAGUAUUUCAAAUGCGUAGUUUUGUUUUUUCAAGUUUAUCAAUUGCUCAUCACGGGGACCGAGAGGGAUUUUAAAGAUUUAUUUGACAAUUUGUUAAGGAUUUCAUUACACUAUCUCGACCUAUCUGCCGAGUUUAGGAUUACUGAAACAGUACCAGUGCUUGCCAGAUGUAUUUUGCAUUUUAUAAACUGUUCUGUAGAACACAAUAUUGAUUUGAACUUAUUGCAUGUUGAAGAACAAAAUAGGGAUCCAGCAAUAAUCUCAUUUCUUGUUCUAGCACUCAAAAGGUCAUCAAACCUUGUUACUAUAGAAUCGUUGCUAUCCUUGCUUCAGAAACUAAUUCAUAUCUUUGGCGAGUCCAUGUUUGGAGUAUUACUUAUUUUAAAUGAUGCAUUGGUUAGUAAAAUAAAUGGAAUUUUCCAGAGAUUAGUUGAAUUUGAAGUUUUUAAUGAUGACGAGGAAUUUAAUCCAACAAUGAGACUUUUGUUGGUGGGCUUGGAACAACUUCUUACAAUAAGCCAUGGUUACUUGAUGCACUCUAAAGUGCGAGCUCAGUCGCAGCAGCAAGCCGAAAAGAACCAAGAAAGUGGCGGAUUUCUCAAUAAUGUUAUACAGGGUGUUUUUCAAAUCGAAUCACCUUCAACGAGAAGCAGUGAGGAGUACAAGUUGUAUUCUACGCUUAUUGCUUUUCAUGAUGCAAUCAAAACUCUUUACAGGAUCUGGAGCUGGUCGGACGCGAAACAUGAUAUACCGCUCAAGGGUGUGGUUACAUAUUCACACCGAUCAUUGACUUAUGUAUCUUAUGAUAUCAAAUUUAGGGCAAAAGGAGUAUUGGAUACAAUUUUUGACCUUGAGAAACAAGAGGUUGUUACUGCAUUAGUUGCUUCACAUGGCGAUAUGCUAGGUACUUUGAAACUUUUGAACGUGUUGGACCGAGCACGAUCCCAAAUAACAUUGCCCUGCUUGAUAAAUUGUGUUAUUUCCACGUGUAACCCACAACAACUUCCGCCAAAUUGCAAAACGUAUAUAGAUUCCGAGAUGUCACCAAAACAGCUGACAGCAUUUUUGGUUGCAUUCUAUGAAUUGAUGGAUGCAGAUACUUCAUUAGAAGUAUGGUCACAGACUGCUGACUUUUUUGACAAGGUAUUGGUUGAGUUUCCAAAGUAUGAGCUUGUCAUACCUGAUGUAUUAAGAAUUUGCAAAAUUUUGGCAUUGAAGGCAAGCUCUUUACGAAGUGCUGAUUCAAAAAAUAAGAGAGCGCUUUCAGAGUAUUUUUCGAAGAUUCUUCUUCAAUAUAUCAGUACAUCGCUGCUGGCGCUGGUGUUGACACUGACAUUAAAAAAGAACAAAUAUUCUAUUGAAAGUGAAGAAAGUGAGCAAGGAAAUGAGCAAAUUGCUGUUUUACUUGAAUUGAUACCGCAUUUUCUGAUUAUUGUGCCGGAAACAGACAAAUGCGAACUGCUCAUUGUGAAUAUACAGAACCAUUCAUUGUUUACCAAAGGCUCGCUGGUGAAGAAAGUCACCACUCUAGUUCAAGGAUCUACUGAGUUGCUAAAACUGAUUGGUACUCAUUAUAAUAGUAAGCAUUGGAGACUGUUGAUGCAUGACUUGUUUCAAGACUCUGAUUUUUUUAUGCUGCCAAUAGUGAAGACCUUGGAUUGGUUAGAAAUAAUGACUAUUUGGCUACAAACUGAUAAGUCUAGGUUCAAAGAAAAACUUUCCAAAAUGUCAUCUGCGUCUUCAAAUGCUACUGGAAACCUAUUCUCGUGGGGUGAGGCAGCUGAAGUUGAGAAUAAAGUGAACAUUCUCAAGAGACUCACUUAUAUGUUGUUGGUGCAACCAGAAGAUUUCUACAUUGAUAGUGUUGAUUCGAUUUUUGAGACUAUAAGAACCGUUUUGAGUGUUUCCAAUUGCCCAUAUCCAAUCAGAAUAGAGAUUACAACAAUCUUGAGGGCGGUAGUGUUGAAGUUUAGUGAAGCCCAUCUUCUUUCCCAUUGGCCUACUAUUAUUCAUGAGUUGGUGUCCAUUUGUUACAUGGCGGAUAAACCCGUUAAGGAGCUCAAUACAAUACCUGCUGAAAAGGUACAGUUGAUUUUAUACGGUAUGAAACUACUAGAUGAACUAUUAUUAGUUGGUCGGGAUGAAUUCAACGUAAACUCGUGGUUAUUUGUAAACUCCAGUGGCUAUGAAUCGAAUAAAGACAAGGACUCGGCACUGAUUAUUGACCAUAUCGCUCACAAUGUGGAUUUCACAACUUUUAAAAUAGAUGCAAUUAGACUACCCAAUAGUACCAACCUGGAUGAAAGAUUGCGCCCGCUAUUGGAGAAUGUGAAGCACUUGGAUCUGAUUGCACAAUUGAGAUUGUUUUUCGACUCGCUCAGUAUGAUUCACUACGAAAGAAUCUACAGUUUGAAAAAAGUUGACUACGACGCUUGUGUCCAGGACAUAUUCAACGACUUGAUGGUCUAUGGUAAUUGA